Molecule: messenger RNA, 1185 nt
Organism: Cygnus atratus (black swan)
Lineage: Eukaryota; Metazoa; Chordata; Aves; Anseriformes; Anatidae
Gene: OPTC
Product: opticin
Exons: 7
Coding region: 64-1038 (324 amino acids)
Molecular function (GO): protein binding
Source: RefSeq, a predicted model, not a curated record
CCAGCCCGUGGGAGUGGAGCGCUGCUGUCCUGUGCCAAGGAGGGGCACCCGGCUGGGUGCAGGAUGCGGCCCCUGGCCUGGGUGGGCAUCGCCAGCCUGUGUCUGGGGGCAGCCUGGGCUGUCCCAGCCAAGGAGGGGACCAAGAAGGUGGAGAAGCCCAAACUUGACCUUGCGCUCUACGAAAACCUGGACCUGGACAACUAUGACCUGACGCUGGACAGCUAUGGGGACGUCGUCGAUCUGAGCAACUACGAGGAGCUCUACGACUACGGUGACAUUGCUCCGAAGAUCGAGGUUGGGACCCUGGCUCCUCGCCCCAAGGACCCCGAGGCUCUCCCAAAGGUGGGCACCACGGCUCCAGCACCAAAGCUGCAGCCUCCGACCUCCAGCCCCGUCCGCCCCGCGCAGGGGCUCCCCAGCUGCUUGCGCUGCCUCUGCAUCGGCACCUCUGUCUACUGCGACGAUGCCGACCUGGAGCACAUCCCGCUGCUGCCCCCGGACACCACGUACCUCUACGCCCGCUUCAACCGCAUCAGCGCCAUCCGGGCCGGCGAUUUCACGGGGCUGAAGAAGCUGAAGCGAAUAGACCUGACGAGCAAUUCCAUCUCCUGGGCGGACGCGGACGCCUUCCGCCUCCUGCCCAGCCUGCAGGAGCUCAUCCUGCCCGAGAACAGGCUGACGGCGCUGCCCGAGCUGCCCCGCAGCAUCGUCAGGCUGGACGCCCGUCUCAACAGGAUCCCCAGCACCGGCCUCCAGCCCGAAGCUUUCCGGGACCUGAAGCAGCUGCAGUUUCUCCAUCUGUCCGAUAACCAGCUGGACUACGUCCCCACACCCCUGCCCGAGAGCCUGCGCUCCCUGCACCUCCAGAACAACAACAUCCAGACCAUGCACAAGGACACGUUCUGCGACAGCCAAGACCACAGCCACAUCCGCAGGGCGCUGGAGGACAUCCGCCUCGAUGGCAACCCCAUCAACCUCAGCCUCUUCCCCAACGCCUACUUCUGCCUGCCCCGCUUGCCCACGGGACGCUUCGCCUGAGCCCCACUGCUGGCUGCUCUUGGAGAGUAUCCCCGGACCCCCACACCCCACUGGCACCCCCCUAUUUCUUGCUGUCCCAAGGGAAAUGUGGGGUUAAGGCGUUUAACCCUGGGCGAGCUGAGCCUCUGUGUGUGGGUGAAUUCAUCU